Rhopalosiphum maidis (corn leaf aphid) is the source of this 927-nucleotide messenger RNA. RefSeq names its product multiple coagulation factor deficiency protein 2 homolog. NCBI's taxonomy places the organism in Eukaryota, Metazoa, Arthropoda, Insecta, Hemiptera, Aphididae. The record is from RefSeq and is a predicted model, not a curated record. The transcript has 5 exons. The coding region runs from base 213 to 710 and encodes 165 amino acids.
UAGGUAUCGCAAGUUCUCAUAUCGAGCGGAUUGUUUGACUGAUACCGAACGUUAUCACAUCUCGUGUAAAAGAUAGUGUAUUAUAAUCACAUCACUCAUAUUUCCACAGAUUUCUACUGCAAAGUUUCAAAGCAUAGGAAUAGACGGCAAGGACCACGAGUCGACGGAGGCGGCGGCGAAGGGAUAAACUCGCACUAUAUAUAUUAUACAACAUGAGAGGAACGGUGCUGGCCGAACUGUUGCUGCUGGGCAUCGCCGUCGGGUUCCAGCGGGGUCCGCACCAUCCGAGGGCCGCCGUGUCUGGCGAACCGAGAAUCGAGAGCAACCACCACGAGCACAAACACCCCAAGCCCAUGGGCGACACGAAGUUCACCCAAGACAAACCGAUACUGCACGACAAGAGACACAUAGAAGAAGAUCUUGGACUUCCAGACAUAGAUGACAGUAAUUUAACAGAUGAAGAAUUAGAAUUUAGAUAUUUCAUCGCUCAUGACUAUGAUAAAAACACAAUGCUUGAUGGAUUAGAAUUAAUGUCUGCGUUUGCUCAUAACAUGGAAAACUACGGUGAUACAGAAACAAAGAAAUCAAAUUUAGAAAAUUAUACAGAUUUAGUUGAUCAAAUACUGUAUGAUGAUGAUACAAAUUAUGAUGGAUUUCUCAGCUACACUGAGUAUGUGAUUGCCAAGAACAAGCAUUUGCAAAAUGUAUAAAAUAAUAUAUUUCUUCUUUAAUAUGCAUUGUUUAUUAUAAGUUAAGUAUUAUUUCAAACAUAAAUUUUAAUAUGUAUGUUUUAGUUGUUUUUUUCAAUAACUAAUUUGACAUUGUUGUAAUAUCUUCAGAAGUAAUUAACAAUCCUCGUUCCCAUAAAUCAUUCACAAGCUGCAUAACCUGGAACAUAUUUAUGUUAAUAAGUAUAAUAUACCUUUA